AUGAUAUCAUUCAUUACAUGCGCCCCGCUCACCUCUCGACCUGCAUUCUUGGGCACAUCAACCUCGCCAUCGACACCCCCCACCCACUCUCCCUCUCGCCUCUCUCGUGUCAUUCAAGUGACCGCUACAGCCACGCAGCCCUCCAAAACAGAUGUCUUAUCCGAACCUAGAGCGCCCGAAUCGGACCUGCCACCGGCGCAACCCACACAGCCCCCGUCGUUACCCGCCGGGUUGGGGAAUGCCGUUCCCUAUUUUGCCUACUUUUCCAAUAUGAAUCCCAACAAAAUUGGUCCCAUGUCACGCCUUCGGCUUCGACGAUUCCCAAUCCUUCACUCCGCCGUCGCUGUCCUCGACAACCAUCGUCUUGUCUUCAACCUUCCUGGGCUACCGCCUGAGCCCGCCAACGCUAAUAUAGAGCGCAGCAGAGGCUCACAAGUACAUGGCAUCGUUCAUUGGGUUAAUCGAGAUGAGUUUCAAAGACUUUCCUUGUCAGAGGGGGUCCCCCCAGAAGACAGCCCGCUGAAUGCGCUCCCAGAUCUUCUCAAAGUCGGUUGCACAGAGCAAAUCACGGUUUCAGUUCGCACAGGACCAAGCGAGGAAGAUCGUAUCGACGUGCGAGCGAAGACCUUCGUCUUCUAUGGAAAGAGGACACCGGCAUUCAUUCGUAACGCCAUCAGACCGAGUAGACGAUACGUCCAGGUCGCUAUUGAUGGCGCGGAGUUUUGGGGAAUAGAUCAGAGUUACGUUACCGAUGUCCUGAAAAAGUUGGAAACAGCGGCCGGGUUUGCAGGCGGAUUCGGACUCCAUGUUGAACAGCGACCCCACAUCUUGGAUAGACCGAAUCCAAACGUCAAUUUUGGAAAGGUUUCUACUGAAAUAUACAGCCCGUGGCAGCCUAUUCGUGCAAAGAGAGCAAUGAAGGUGUUUGAAGAAAAUGAAGAAAGCAGGGAUGACAGCAAAUUGUCAUUACUGUUUCUGUCUGACGCUUCGAAGGACCUAGCAACAGAGCGCAGGAAAAUGUAUUACAUCCCCGGUAUUGAUGGCUCUGGGAAGAGCAUUUUGUCACAGGUCGCAAACAUUGACGAAGAUGGGGAGUGGGUAUUAUCCAGUGUGAAGUACCCUUUUGGGAAUAGGCAGUCGCCCGAAGAACUGGCAAGCUCCAUUCUGGAACUGAUAUAUGAUGAUGCCAAAGGGGGCCCGGUAUCAAUUAUUGGUGAAAGUAUGGGCGGGGCAUUGACCGUCAUGGUAUCACGCGAGAACAUACGCAGAAAGCGAAGUCAAGAGCAGAAAACACUGAACAUUGACCUUGCUCUGAUGAUCAACCCUGCGACAUGUUACAAGCGGUCUGCAGCAAGACCAUUGUGGGAAUUUUUGUUGUCUAUUGGUUUUACUCACGAGCACUAUACCGUUCUAAUGCCCUUCAUCCUUCUUCCUUUCAUUCUUGAUCCCGACUCUGUGACGCAAGAUAUCGGCCCAGAUCUGGUCCCUAGAUUGCGCAAAAUGUUGGCUGCCCUAUCAAAAAUGGCGGACAUUUUGCCCCAAGACGCGUUGUCGCACCGAAUGGGAAUCCUCUCAAACUGUUCUAUGUCCGGUCAGGAGCUUUCAGAGCUGACUCAUGAGUUUGGACCUAACGAAAUUGGCGUAAUCAGCACAGUCAACGAUAACUUGAUACCCAGUCUCUCUGAAAAUUACCGCCUUCAGCGUUAUAUACCAAACAUUUACUCUGCAGUUUUGCCGUAUGGUGGACACUCGCCGAUGUUCGACAAGCGCUUUGUUCUGCCGGAUUUGUUAAGACCAUUUAAAAAUGGCUUCCGAAAGACUACGGAGUCUACCUCGCAAGAAACUGUUUCUCCAAAUCUUGAGAAGCGGAGGGACGCACUGAGGAAGAAACUAGCAAAAAACUCAACUGAUACGAAUCCGACAGCAGAUAAGUCUCUGGCUGAAAUGAGCAGGCUGAAAUCCCUUCUCGGACGUUGGAACACAGAAUGCUCACCUGUCUUCGUCGGCGAAGAGAAUCUUCCCGAUCAGACUGACGGGAAACCUGUUCUGUUCAUUUCAAACCACACGCUGUUGGGUUGGUUGGAUGGAAUGUAUCCUAGCAUGCGAAUAUUGUCCUCAAAGAAAACUCUUCUCCGUCCACUUGCACACCCUCGCCUGUUCGGCUCUGAGACCGUUCUUCUUCCGGGAACCACAACAGUCAGUUUAGACGAGGUUUCAGAUUCGGGGGUAGUAAUUGUGAGCCCUUCUGCCCUUCUCGAACAGUUGAGCAAGGGAAAUUGGUGCAUGCUGUUCCCCGGGGGUGCAAGAGAAGCAUUGAAAGGUCAAAGCGAUGAAAAGUACUCUCUUCAUUGGCCAGACUCACCCGAAUUUGUUCGUCCUUGUGCGCUGUUCGGAGCGACAAUUAUUCCUGUUUCCACAGUCGGAGCUGAAGACAUGGUCAAACUUCUGGUGGAUACCGAGGCCAUGGGCAAUUUCAUAAGAACCGCAAACGAUGCUCUGGGACGACCUGUCGAUGUUGAAAGUGUCUUCGGAGACAACUCUCAAGCAUGGAAAACCCAAUCUACUUCACGACGACCCUUAAUGGUGCCUCCUCUUGCUGUACCAACUCGUCCAGAUCGACUGUACUACAGAUUUGGAAAACCAAUUGAAGUUCCAGCGGAGUGCCUCAACGACUCGACCCUGAGUAUGAGUAUUUACAAAAAGGUUAAAGAAGACGUUGCGGAUGGUGUUCAAAUCCUAUUGCGAAGGAGGGAAGCGGACGCAUACAGAUCGCUUGAGAAGAGGAAAAGGUUUUGGCAAAGUUCUGAUACAAGCAUCGAUCCACCUGCUAGCCCGGCGUGGCUCUGGACAAAAGGUUUAGGUGCAUAUCUGGAUGAAGACUUGCAACCUCCAUUGUGAGGGAAGCCAAACUGCUCAUGUACCGUAGCUCAGUGAAACUGUUUCCGUGUCGUAGUAACUUUUGGCCAGUCUCUUAAAAUUGUGAAAUGCUCGCACGGCUGGUAAAAUGUCUGCAGAUAUGAAGUCCAGCAAAUUUCCCACCCA
Molecule: messenger RNA, 3042 nt
Organism: Chondrus crispus (carragheen)
Lineage: Eukaryota; Rhodophyta; Florideophyceae; Gigartinales; Gigartinaceae
Exons: 2
Coding region: 1-2898 (965 amino acids)
Cellular component (GO): membrane
Source: RefSeq, a predicted model, not a curated record